UCUAUGGUUUGAGUUCAAGUUGAGUUUGAGUCGGGUUUGACUUUUGUUAUUGUCUUUUCCCAAUGCUGCGCGCCACUGUAAUCGCCGUUGCAUCUCACCAUCAUCUAUUGCAAUGAUGCGGCAACCACGAAGGUCGCCCCAUGAUUCGUACGAAACUGAGACGACAGAUCACCAAACAGAAACAGAAACCAUACUACUCAAGCACCUCCCACUUAGCCCAGACUCGCCUUCCCCGUUGCAGAGGGAUUCACAUCUACAGUUCUUGAUUCGAAAUCUAAUACAAGGCUUUCCAUCCCGCUACAUCAGUCAAGACGCAAGCCAACCAUGGCUGCUCUACUGGACGCUCCAAAGCUUCAGCGUCAUGGGUGUAGCGCUAGAUCCGAACAAUAAACAAAAGGCCAUCGACACUAUUAUGGCAUGGCAGCAUCCAGAUGGCGGUUUUGGAGGUGGGCCGGGGCAGGCUGCCCAUUUGCUGCCCACGUAUGCAGCGGUUUGCGCGCUGGCGAUCGUUGGAAGGCCUGGGCCGGGGGGAGGAUGGGAUCAGAUUGACCGGGAGAAGAUGUAUAAGUUUUUCAUGUCCAUCAAGCAAUCUGAUGGGGCGUUCCUCGUGGCACACCAUGCAGAAGUGGAUGUUCGUGGUACAUAUUGCCUCCUCGUGACAGUACAUUUACUGAACAUGCUGACGCCGGAGCUUUUGGAGGGCAUCCCUGGCUUCAUUAUGUCAUGUCAGACCUACGAAGGAGGCUUCUCAUCUGCGUCGCAGCCAUAUUUCUCUGCCGAGCCAGAGGGCCCGAUCCUACUCGAUUCUCCGCGUCCGCCUCUCGGCGAGGCUCACGGCGGGUACACUUUCUGCUCUCUAGCGUCAUGGGUCAUGCUUCAACCGUACCUUGCUCUGCAAAAGCCUUCGCUCCAGCGGCCAUCUCUAAAUUUCAAGACGCUGCUGCGAUGGCUGGUGCAGAUGCAAGGCUCGGAGAUCGAGCUUGGUGGUUUCAAGGGCCGUACUAAUAAGCUCGUGGAUGGGUGUUAUUCCUGGUGGGUUGGAGGCUGCUUUGCAUUGUUGUCUUCGCUUGGCAUCGUUGGUGCGCAUGGCCGUGAUGAUAACCGUGAAUCUUCUACUGCCCAUGAAGAGGACGAAUCUUGGGAUGAUAUCGAUGAUUCUUUAUGGGAUCGUGCUGCCCUACAGCGCUACAUCCUAUGCGCCGGCCAACAUCCAGCAGGAGGCCUGCGCGAUAAACCUCCAAAGGCCGCGGAUUCAUACCACACACUAUAUUGUCUAGCAGGACUAUCCGCGGCUCAGCAUAAUGUUUUCCUGUCAUCUACUCGACUGGAUGCCAUUGUUCACGGUUGGAGGACCCCGGCUGAGUGCAAGCACGAGCAACUUCGUCAAGCGUGCUUCUCGCACUCUCUUUCAUGGACAGAGGAGGAGGGUACAUCUCGUGUACUUGGAGCGCAAAAUAACCGGAUGAAUGCGACACAUCCGGUAUUCAACCUAACGAUGACACACACGGAGGCUAUGAUGGCGCAUUUCUACAAACAAACGAUUCCUUCACGGCCCAAGAAAACUUGAAAGGCGAUUGACGACAGGUCAACACAGGAUCGUGUGGCGCAGGGUAUCAUGUGGUGUAAGAUAUCAUCAAGGAAUGAGUACUGAGUACUGAGUCAUAUACGAUCUGUAUCUGAAACUUUAAAGUUAAAACAACGAAUGACAAAAUUGCAAAGCUC
Suillus fuscotomentosus is the source of this 1722-nucleotide messenger RNA. RefSeq names its product terpenoid cyclases/protein prenyltransferase alpha-alpha toroid. Gene Ontology annotation, cellular component: protein farnesyltransferase complex. Gene Ontology annotation, biological process: protein farnesylation. Gene Ontology annotation, molecular function: protein farnesyltransferase activity. Bases 113 to 1567 code for a protein of 484 amino acids. The record is from RefSeq and is a predicted model, not a curated record. Lineage: Eukaryota; Fungi; Basidiomycota; Agaricomycetes; Boletales; Suillaceae. The transcript is spliced from 8 exons.